Meleagris gallopavo (turkey) is the source of this 1747-nucleotide messenger RNA. It is a transcript of the gene RAB12, whose product is annotated as RAB12, member RAS oncogene family. Gene Ontology annotation, molecular function: GTPase activity; GTP binding. Gene Ontology annotation, biological process: Rab protein signal transduction. NCBI's taxonomy places the organism in Eukaryota, Metazoa, Chordata, Aves, Galliformes, Phasianidae. The record is from RefSeq and is a predicted model, not a curated record.
AUGGGAGUACAGCUGCAGGUGAUCAUCAUCGGCUCGCGAGGGGUGGGCAAGACCAGCCUGAUGGAGCGCUUCACCGACGACACUUUCUGCGAGGCCUGCAAGUCCACCGUGGGUGUUGAUUUUAAAAUCAAAACAGUAGAGCUAAGAGGAAAGAAAAUUAGAUUACAAAUCUGGGACACAGCAGGUCAGGAGAGAUUCAACAGCAUUACCUCAGCUUAUUACAGAAGUGCCAAGGGAAUUAUUUUGGUGUAUGAUAUAACCAAGAAGGAAACAUUUGAUGAUUUACCAAAAUGGAUGAAAAUGAUUGAUAAGUAUGCUUCAGAAGAUGCAGAGCUUCUAUUAGUUGGAAAUAAACUGGACUGUGAAGUUGAUCGAGAGAUUACUCGACAGCAGGGAGAAAAGUUUGCACAGCAAAUAACUGGGAUGCGGUUCUGUGAAGCAAGUGCCAAGGACAAUUUUAAUGUGGAUGAAAUAUUUCUAAAGCUUGUUGAUGACAUUCUGAAAAAGAUGCCACUGGAUGUUAUAAGAAAUGAGUUGUCCAACAGUAUCCUGUCCCUGCAACCAGAGCCAGAAAUCCCACCAGAACUGCCUCCUCCAAGGCCACAUGUCCGUUGCUGUUGACUUGUUACUCCAUACAGAGUGGAAAAAUAGGAGUGGGAGGAUAAAGAAAGUAUCUGUACUACUCUGCACUACAAUCAUUUGGCAGUUUCUUGUUGCACUUUGUUAUUCGAGUCAGAGCUACACACUAACUUGUAAAUAUGCAAAUAUGCAAUCCUUUGUAGGAUUCAACUAUAUAACAUUUAAUUAUUGCCCUUGACCCUCACAAUGAUGUUUCAUUCAUUGCCCCAGUGUUAUUAUAAAUACUGUACAGUUGGUUGAGAUUUACCACACUUCCAGUCGAGGAAAAAGGAGAAGUUAAAUCUAUACCUAUUCUUGACAUAAAUGUUGUAAUAGUUCUUGUUAUUAUAAACAGGCAGGCAGAAGCUCUUCUGGUAUGAAGAUAAGUAUAUGGUGCUUUGCUGACUAUUUUAAAGACAAUUUUUUUUUUUUAAACAGAGGACUUUAUGUACAAAGCUUCCAUAAUCAGCAUUAUGUUUCAUUUUAAUGUAGUAAAAACAUUUUUGGCUGUAGCAUCCUCUACUGACUGGAUUUGUUGAAAAGCUGAGUUUAAUUUUUGGCAGCCUUAUUUAUUUUGUUUAAUGCUGAAUCCAUCCUUUAUGUACUAAAACAUCACAUCUGGUGCAAAUUUGAUUGCGCUGAAAUUGCAUCUAUUUUCUGCAUAAGCAUAAACUUAAUUGCAAGAAUCAAUAAGUUUCAAUAAAAGAAUGGAGAUUAUAUUCAAAACUCUAUAAGAAGGUAUAAAAAGCAAUGCUGCUGUCCUAGACAAAUUCUUUUAAAAAAAAACAAAAGAUUUUCCUGUAUUAAGGAAUAUAUAUGUGUAUUUGUCUGGACAUCUAUAGGGUUGGGGGAGGGGAAAUUAAGGUAAAAAAGGUUUGUUUUUUUUUCCUAAUAGUAGAAAUUAUUCCCAUCAAGCAAAUACUGUGUUAGAUUUUUGUCUGAUAAUGAAUUUGUGAAUUAUAUCUUUGGUAUAUCUUUUAUUAAAAUGCACUGUUUAGUUUAGCUGUGGUAAAUCGGUAGUUACAUAUUUGAAUAACUUGGUGUGUCCUGAAUGUUUGUGGUAUUGAAAAGCAUUGUGGUCUUUCUAAACUAAUGAAGUGCAAAUAAAAUUUUGUAUUUAUGAAUGACA